AUGCUGUCGCAAAUCUUUGUUGCGAGUUUACUUACUAGUGGUCUGCUUGCCACAAAUGUGGGAAAUAGGGUCUACAAUAAACCAAAUGAUGUUCCGGUCCAGGAACUCAGUCGUUAUUCCGAGUAUGCAGCAGCCACUUAUUGCAAUGCCAACACUCCAGCUGGGGAACCAGUGGCCUGCGAAGCCAAUUGCGAUGAAGUCUUGAAGGAUGCAGGGACUAUAAUUCAAAGCUUCAAUACUGGUCAGGCACCAAACAGCGAUAUCGCUGGCUAUGUGGCCGUAGUCCCAUCUCGCAACGAGAUCAUCUUCGCCGCCCGAGGUACAGCGUCUAACCAGAACUGGGAAACCAACCUGAACUUUGCUCUUGUCAACAGCCUCCUAGUCCCUGGCGGCAAAUUCCAUCUAGGGUUUUAUAACGCUUGGAUCGAGCUCUCUCCGGAUGUCCGUGCUGCAAUAGAUAAGGCGCAGGCCCUCCAUCCGGAUUUUCGUCUCAACGUAGUUGGACACUCUCUAGGAGGGGCCAUUGCGGCAGUCGCGGCAGCUCAUCUCCGAGGUGACGGCUACGAGCUCGACCUUUACACCUACGGGCAGCCCCGCGUGGGAAACGACAUCAUCAGUGACUACAUCAGUCAAUCGCCCGGUAAGCUGUACCGCGUGACACACGAGGCCGAUCCUGUCCCUCGCCUCCCUCCUUGGCAACUGUUCGGGUACCGUCACACUUCUCCUGAGAUUUGGCUCGCCGGCAACCCAAGCGACCCAAAGAACUGGCCUGUUGAGGAUAUCAAGAUCUGUAAUGGUAAUUUGAACUUCCUCUGUAACACGAAUCCUUUCAUCAAAUAUGAUCCCGUUGAUCAUGGUGUAUAUUUUGGAAAGAUGAGCUGUUUCAAGAACGCCACCGUUGACGCCGUUAAUACUAUUCCGGAAGGGAUUUCAAAGUUCGUUGAUGAUGAGAGGACUUAG
Molecule: messenger RNA, 960 nt
Organism: Clonostachys byssicola
Lineage: Eukaryota; Fungi; Ascomycota; Sordariomycetes; Hypocreales; Bionectriaceae
Source: the annotation of a GenBank genome assembly